AUGAAUCAAAACCUCUGGGAAUCCCUGGUGCUGUGCUAUCUUAUGGACGAUAUCAUCCAGCGAUCCAUUUUUUCAUUUGGUGAAAAAGAAUGUCUGAAGACUUCAUGGAACUCUACAAUUAUUCAAAGAGCAAAACUCGUGGCGAUAAUUGUGAAAAUUUUCAAAAAAGUCCUUCAUUUUUCUCGACUCUCAAGACCGAUCCAAUCAGGUUAUUCUUUGUCUUCAAACAUACAACAAGACAAACGGACUGCGAUGUCUUGGGCGACCUACUUCUCUGGCGAUCGGAUGCAGGGAAGCGAGAGCGAGAACGGAAGCGAAGAUACACCUGGUGUAUGGAGACCUCUUUCGCAGUUUCUUACAUGGCCGUUUACCUCAAGUUGCGCGGAUGAAAGUCCUGUUUCGACCUGCUACUACAAUGAGCGCGCGGAUCAUAAAGGCAUCACUGGCGCUCGAUGGUGGUGUUUGUCGUCACAGAUGAAAACCACAACGUCGCCAAAUUCUAGGGAUUCACAUGAGUGUUCUCAGCAAAUUCGAAAUAGGUCCAGCGACAAGACAAGAUCAUCAAUAGAGCCUUCAGAAAUGGUCAUGAACUUUAGCUACACACCACCAACAUUAUUCAACACAGUGAAUCACAAUCGAAAUGUUGGUGUUGAGGAGCGCGAAGCUACAAGUGGUAUGGUGAGGACAUGUCUGGUUGGCGAAGAGCCCGGCUUUGUUCGAUCGCCUCAUUCUGCUCCCAACCGGGAUUGGUCGCAUGGCUUGCCUUAUCCCUUUCAAAAACGUGGCCUACCUACAGCCAAUAAAAUGAAGACCACCGUGUUGGAUCACUCGCACAUCCUACCUUCUAAGAAUCGUCCUUUGGCCCUGACGAAUCCCAACGGUCAGGAUGAACUGAUUGAAAGUGACUUGACCGCUUCAUCAACCAUGCUGAAGAUCAACACAAGAUCCGAUCAAAGUUUAGGAAUCAAAUUAAGGGAAAGCAAAUUUACAUUCAUAGGCUCAACUCGGGAAAACUCGUCUUUAUUAAUUCAUCAUGUUAGACUCAGGUUUUGUAUUGCGGUGCUCUAUCAGAGAGCAGAAAAAGCUUGCAAGAUAAAUUUAUUUUGGAAUGGUGAAGGAAGACAGAGUCUAUAUAAUUACUGUAACUCUCUCUAG
Melampsora larici-populina 98AG31 is the source of this 1155-nucleotide messenger RNA. RefSeq lists its product as uncharacterized. The coding region runs from base 1 to 1155 and encodes 384 amino acids. The record is from RefSeq and is a predicted model, not a curated record. The transcript has 4 exons. NCBI's taxonomy places the organism in Eukaryota, Fungi, Basidiomycota, Pucciniomycetes, Pucciniales, Melampsoraceae.